AUGGCGGAAUCUGAAAUGCGCUCCAUCAGUCUCCCCCCGCUAAUUGUUGUCCGCCGAGGUCCCAGUGAUGAGAGGGGAUGCGACAGCCGCCUCAUGGACACUCAGGCCAAACUGCCAGACAAUGCUUUCAGCGCCAGCAGUGUCCGACAAAAUCUGGCCGAGUUUCGACCCUAUCGCGCUAGACUGAUCAGCUUGUACGCCGGGAAGGAUCACGCUAGUGGACGUGCCUGGUGUCCAAAUAGCACAGUGCAGACGGCGAUGAACGAGUGGAUCCAAGUGGAUUUCCCCUACCUCAACAUCAUUCACACUAUCUUCACCACAGGUCGUGGCGAUGGAAAUGUGGCGGAGUACAUUCCCGCUUUCAUUCUGCACUACCAACGGGAGGACGGCGGCCCGUGGUACGAGCAUACCACUCACGAUUCCGAGAGGGUGAUUCAAGCCAACAUCGACCCGCGCAACACCGCUAGACAUACGUUCGAUCCAACGGUGGUUGCUCGUCGCAUUCGGAUUUACCCUUACAGUGCCAAAUUAAAGCAUCCCAUUUGUUUACGGUUCGCUCUUAAGGGAUGUCCCUUUUCAGAUGGGAUAACGGAAUAUUUGGCAACGGAAGGCAGUCGUGGUCAUCUGGGGACCGAUCGUUAUCAACAUAUCGAUUUUCGAGAUCUGACCAACGACGCCAAUAAGGCGUUGGGACCGCGAGGGGCCCCCGGAGGUCUAGGCAAACUUGUGGACAACAUAGCACACCUUAAUAAUGUCACCCAGGAUGUCUACCAUUCUCCUGCCAACCACCAUUUCGUUGGAUGGGAGAGAAGCCGAAGUAGCCCCAUCCGGCUGGACUUCAAGUUCGACAGACCUCGCAACUUCUCGCGUCUCCUCAUUUUUACCUUCGAAUCGAGUCGUCUCCGAGUAGGGCUCUUCAACUACACUACCAUAGAUUUUACCAAUGAUGGGGCUCUCUCCAGCACCGAGGAGACCCGUCUCACUGUUCCCCUCAGCCCAGAUAAGGUUGACCUUGAGGAGCGCAGUGAUGCCUCUUGGAGAGAUGCUACUAACACUAGGAGUCUUAGUCGUGUCACAGUCUUUCGAAACCCCUUCUGGGAUGGCGCUGCGGUCGUCAGCAUCCCUCUUCAGGGACGUAUCGCCCAGGAGGUUUCUAUGGAACUCUUCCAUUCCGAAGAUUGGUUAUUGAUUUCAGAGGUCCAGUUCAUUUCGGAACCCCAUGUCCCGGUGCUGCCAUCACAACGAGAAGAGGGUGGCGACUCAGAAGUCAGGUUUCCAGGCAAGUUUGAGGCGGAUAGGGACCUGCGUCCGUUCCCGAUCGAUGCCGUCAUUACAACCACCACCACAACCGCUUCUGCUGCCAUUGACACCGUUGGUGUAUUGGACAAUGUCUACCACGAGGACGGUGCCGGCGGUAGAAACGUGGCCACCGGAUCGGUGUCAUCGGCCACAGUGACGCAUCGACAGGGUCUGGCCAAAGACCAGCUGCGGGUGAACAGUCGUGGCACAACCUUCAUCAUUGUCAUAGUAGUCUCCCUCCUGCUCUGUAUCUUCUGCGUAGUCCUCGUCUGUUCCCUCUGCAUCCACAUGCAGCGCUCGAGGCAGCGCCACCAGUCCCUCAAGAAAAUUGCCUCCGCGUCCUCACAGAUAACGUCACCACCACCCCCACCACCACCCCUGCUGGGUUCUCAGCAGGACGCGGCGGCGGUACUUGCACCACCAUACCAACCAAAUACUGUUGGGGUUUCCUUGUGCAACAAUCUCACGUCUUCAGGACCCUGCUCUGCUGCGCCUGCAGCCUAUCUCUUCAGUCCUGCUCAUAGCAGUGGCACGGGAACCAUGUACGCCGCUGGUGCAUCUCCGCUACAAGUGCUCUCUUCACCGGCCAUGUUCUCCCCACCAGACGGCUGUCCGGCCGGUCUUCCGUCGCCAGGACACAACUUCGCUUCUCUGGCUGGAGGUGAUCUGGCUGCAAUGCAGCAAUUGGCUCUGCAGCAGCAACAAUUUUACCCACCCAUCGGGAUGAUCCACCCAGCCACAGGCGGUGACACGACCACUGACAGCGGUAGUCUCUACACCACCCCACCCGCUCUCUGUCCGGUGCUAGGAGGUGGUGGCCACGCGGCACCCUGCAGGCACGGCAAGGAUCGGUCCGCCCCAAUUGCUAGCCCCUCCGUCUCUUCUGAUGAUGAGGCUGCGGAUGUCGAAAUGGAGGAUGAAGAGGAGGACGAAGUGACUGGAGAGGGGAACGGAAAAUUGCGGAUGAGGGGAUUGGCUCCAGUUGCACCCACAGAACGCAACAGUGUGACCACCUCAUCGGCUAGCGAGGGGGUACAGCACACCUCCGUUUCGACCGCUGGUGGUGGAGGUGGUGUGGAUAAUCUGAUCACGGUGGCGGCGGGAGCGGAAGAUGGAGAAGGAUGUGAGAACUCGGCCCUCCUCAGACCCAGUGUCAGCAAUACUAACGGACGUCGGAAAAGACCCAAGUAUCGCCGACAACGCUGCACUGCGUCAUCGCAGAGGCGAGAAGAGAUGGGCGGUCUCCACGACUCAGUGCAGAGUCGAACCGAUAGUGGAGUAGGCAGUUCAAGGGCAGCGGCGACGGUGGGCGACAGCGUUUUUGGUGCCGGUCGCACUAUGCUGCAGCCUUUCGCUGCACAACCCUUCCCCAAUCUAGCUGGCAGUGACAUUCUCGGCACAGAGUAUGCCAGUACCUCGCUAUUUGGCUCUUCCACAGCCUCCAACAAUGGUCUAUCAACGAUGAAGAAGGGUUCCUCUUCACUCAUUGGUCCCAACGGUGGUGUGGCUCAGUACCCGACGCCCUUCCUUUCAGCGACCGCCGCCCACUAUCCCGACCAAAGCGGGAGUCAAACCUCCGUCACCGCUGGAGCUGGUGGUGGUGGAGGCGGUGGUAGCACUGCCUCCUAUCAUCUCUACCAACCCAUCCUUGUGCCUGCUCAGCAGGCCCACCUCUUCCAAAGUGCAGUGGCAGCGGCGGCUGUAGCUGCAGCCGCGGGAUUCGGUGACUCCCAACAGUUGGGUGGACUUGUUCAAUCGUCACCCUUCCUCUCACAGGGACUCGUACACUCUGCUGUUCCUCCCACGACCGCUUAUCCUUCAGAGACGCCUCUAGCCCUCUCCACAUCGACGUCCACUGGUGGUGGCUGCUGGCUGGCGCAGCAGACUGCAACAGCAGGUCUAAAGUCCUCCUCGGGCAAGCCCCUGCCCCCCGUGCCCACCCUUCCCUUGCCUCCGAACCCCUACCACAAUCAUCAUAAACACAGCCAUCAUCACUCCACCAAUGACGGCACGAGCUCGGGUCGACUUUCUAUCUACUCGGUGUGCAUAACGAAUCUGGAGCGGCUUAAUUUGGCACCCGAAGUCUGA
Messenger RNA from Echinococcus granulosus, 3387 nucleotides. RefSeq names its product Discoidin domain-containing receptor. The coding region runs from base 1 to 3387 and encodes 1128 amino acids. Lineage: Eukaryota; Metazoa; Platyhelminthes; Cestoda; Cyclophyllidea; Taeniidae. The transcript is spliced from 13 exons. The record is from RefSeq and is a predicted model, not a curated record.